Molecule: messenger RNA, 2799 nt
Organism: Alosa sapidissima (American shad)
Lineage: Eukaryota; Metazoa; Chordata; Actinopteri; Clupeiformes; Clupeidae
Product: keratin, type I cytoskeletal 9-like
Exons: 5
Coding region: 144-2291 (715 amino acids)
Biological process (GO): regulation of vascular permeability; positive regulation of cellular extravasation
Cellular component (GO): caveola
Source: RefSeq, a predicted model, not a curated record
GAUCGGGACUCUACUUUUCAAAGAAGAUAGCAAGUCCUAGAAAGCACCAGUAUAUGAAUUAUCUCCGAUCUGAAAGCACUUUGGCUUUUAUUUUACUCAUCAUAAGAUAGAGGUCCAUCUGGAUCUUAGCCCAGCUUGCAGAGAUGUACAACAACAGCUACUCUCAAUCUAAGUUUGGCGCGAGUGCCAAGAAAAUCCACAAGGCCAGGGGCAAGAGCUGUGGCUACUACAUGAAAAUUGUCUUCUUUUUCUCCUCCUUGAUCCAGACUCUGAUCAUUGUCAGCCUGGUUCUCUUCCUGGUCUAUGGACAGCCAGAGGAAUCUGCAGCUGAGAAGAGAUUACAAGUGCUUGACCCGAUGCACAAUGAGCUCAUUACGAAAUACGGAUACCUUCAGGAGGAGACCAGAAAUCUUACCCGGAAAAUUAACAUGACAAAUCGGGAAAUGGAAUACAUGCAGAGGAAUAUCACCAUGCUACGAAAAUUAGGCAAUGACUCUGUUUCCUUCAUCAACAGUCUUCGAAAUAAAUUGUUACAAUGUCAAAUGAGUUCAUCGCCACCAUGUAACUGCCCAAGAGUGGUACAACCUCCAUGCCAAUCAAAUGGUCAACUACAUGGUCUACAAUAUGAAAAUUCACAGCUGAAAAAAUGGCUGGAAAUUGUGCAAGGGAAUUUUUCAGGGACUUUUCAUGUUUUGAAAGAUGAACUGGACAGUGCAAACAGGGACAGGGAAUCCCUUAGACUAGAGACAAUCACACUGCGCCAAGAGAAGGCCACUGCUGAGAGGGAGAUUGAACAUUUUAAGACAAAGUGUAAGGAGGACUUUAUCAAGUCCUUGGACGGAAUCCCAGAGAUCACCAAGGCAUUCCGGGCGAAGAUUGGCGCCUUGUUUCCACAACUGAUCCCUUUCCACAUAACCUGUCCCAAACAGCGUGAGCAGCUGGAGCAGAUUCAGUAUAACUGUAGCAGCCUAUCAGCAGAGGUGGAGAACAAGUUUCAGCCCUACUUGAACAACGUUGGAUUAAAAGUUUCUGAAACACUUCACAGAGUGAGUCAUCUUGAAGCAAAAAAAAUAUAUCUGGACAGGAACCUGUUUGAAUGUAAGCAAAAUCUAAGUUCCCUUGCAGAAACAAAUUACAAGAAUCUUAGAGACACCCGGGAAAGACAUGACAAGGCUAUGGAACAGGUUCUGCUGGAGCAAAGGAAACUCCGAGGAGCAAAGGAGCUGUUGGACGGAACCUUGAGUCUAAAGGAAUCCGAAAUCAACAUGCUGAAAGAAAAGAUAAACGCCUCUCUGGCUAACUGUGGACACAGGGCACCACCACCAAAACCUUUUCCUGGGAAUUCAGCCCCAGGAGGGGGCGGGAUGGGAACAGGAGGCAUAUUACCUGGUAGUGGCAGUACAUUUUCAGUUCAACCAGGAUCAGGGAUAAAACCCACUGCACGAGGGUCUGGUGGACCAGACAGUUCUUUAUUUAAAAAGUUUGAAUUGGAAAAGUUUGGUCGCAGUGGUGUGAAUCAGGUGGGGUCGGGAGGAACUGGGAUGGGAAAUACAGGGUCAAGUGGCCCGAGCUCGGAUAGAUUCCCAACAGCAGCAGGGUCAAGUACUCCUGGGUCUGGUAAACCAGCAUUAGGUGGAACAGGACCAGGGACUGGAUCAGGAUCCUCUGGAAAUAUGGGAACAUUUGGAACAGGAUCAAGCCACUCUGUGCCCUCUGGUACAGGAGCUGGUAGGACAGGGUCUGGAACCGGGUUAGGCUCCCCAACAGGGGGAGGAAUGAACACAGGCUCCUUUGGAACAGGAAAUGAUAGAUCAGGAUCGAGUGGGACAGGGUUUGGUUCAUCUAGUAGUAUGGGGUCAACAGGGGCAGGAUUCAACACGGGCUCUUUUGGAACAGGUGCAGGAGCAGGACAUAGUGGAACAGGAUUUGGUUCCACUAGCAAUAUGGGGGCUGGUGGAGCAGGGUUUGGUAACACAGGCUCUGCUGGAGCAGGGGGCAGUCGAAGUGCACUUCCUGGAGCAGGGACUGGCACUACAGGGCAGGGCAACACAGGCUUUGGUGGAGCAGGGUCCAGCAGGACCGGGCAGAGUGGGACAGGGUCUGGGGGGACCGGGUUUGGAGGCUUUGGCUCAGCAGGAACAGGCCGAACUGGGUUUAGUCCAAAUGGAUUUGGACGAACAGGGACCGGUGGCAACACGGGGCUGUACGGAGGUGGCAGCUAUGGAACCGCAGAUCCUAUCUCAAAUCACUUGAGAGAGCUCCAGAAGUAUUUAAAUCCAGAGCGGUAUUGAGCUGUGAAGAGAGUUUCAUAAAGGACAAUUCUACAGGGAUGUAUGAGUGAAACUGGGGAAUCAUACCCACAUUACUUAGCUCAGAAAAAUACAGUGGAUUUAAUUAAAAGCUGAGGUUCAACAAAAACUGUGGUUAUACUUGUUUUGUACUCUGCUUUUAGCCUGUACAUUUGCUUUGCAGAUUCCAAUUUUUAUGCAUUUUCUUGUGGGAGGUUAAACAAAUUCUCUAAGAUGUACAUAGUCAUAUAGUAUAUAUUAUGUAAAGAAUUUUACGGAAUAAACAGCAUAUUCUAAACUAAAAAAAUGCAUUCUGAACAGUGAAUUGUGUGCAUGAGAUUGUAAAGCACAUUUCAAUUUCUUGUGAUGACACUAAGUGACCACAUACCCUUUGUAUAUUAUCUGUUAUGCCACAAGAGCUUAAAAAUAUGUGUCUUUUAAUUACUCAGUAUGGUGUCAUUUAUCUGUGGUUACCUGCACAUAUUAAUAAAAAAACUGUUUCACCCUGUCA